AUGAUAGAUGAAAUCGUGGAUCGUAUAGUUCAAUUUUUCUCCACCGGGUUGGUGGAGAAAAUCAUCAAAGCCUUGCUGGUUCUAUGUGAUCGGUUCGUAAACUUUGUUCUUUCCCUUUGCGAGGGAAACAACUACAAGAAAAAAGACGAAACGGUGGACGUAUUGUAUACUAGCGGAAAUUUUCUAGUGAUUAACAAAAAGCAUGAUUUAUUGAUCAAUUCGAACGACACGAAAAAGAAAACGGUGCAAACAAUUAUGAGAAAACAAUUUCCUGAAUACGUCCAAGAUAAUCUAACACACGAUUUCUAUUUUGCACACCGUCUGGACUUUGCCACGAGUGGAAUAUUGUGCAUUCCCUUGAAUAAAAAUGCAUGUAAAGAAGUGUGUCAGGUAUUUGAAGAGCAACGUGCCCGUAAAUACUACCUAGCCUUACUGCGCGGACACACCGAUUUCGACGAAGAAGUGAUUGACAUUGCAAUAGGCGAGGACGUGCGGUUUAAGGAUACAAGCAAAAAAAUGUGCACCAUACUGGAAGACGAACUUUGUCAAAACCCGCGCCGCAGUAUAACGAAAGUGCUGGUACUAGAUAGAGGAUACUACAACGGAAAGCCAGUCACUAAAGUGCUCUUGCGGCCGAUCACGGGUAGGCGGCACCAGUUGCGAUUGCACUGCUCGCAAAUUGGACAUGUGAUCGUGGGAGAUUACACGUAUAGCCUGAAGAUCGAUACGUCACCACCACGCAUGUUUCUACACGCAUUCCGUCUGGUGCUGCCAAACACAAUCGAGAAUCUUGACAUUCAAACGGACGAUCCAUUCACGGAAAAGGCGCUCAAGUACAAGUGGAAAGUGGUUGAACAGGUGAACAGCAUUGCCAACGCGUUUGAUAUCAUCGACUCAUUUUAA
Anopheles nili is the source of this 903-nucleotide messenger RNA. RefSeq names its product RNA pseudouridylate synthase domain-containing protein 1-like. Gene Ontology annotation, molecular function: RNA binding; pseudouridine synthase activity. Gene Ontology annotation, biological process: pseudouridine synthesis. Lineage: Eukaryota; Metazoa; Arthropoda; Insecta; Diptera; Culicidae. The record is from RefSeq and is a predicted model, not a curated record. The transcript has 3 exons. The coding region runs from base 1 to 903 and encodes 300 amino acids.